AUGGACAUAGUGCUCCAAAUUGCGUGGAGCGCAUCAUAUUCGUCACAAAUAAAACGUGGCAAAAAAGCGGAGAUAGUGUCAACAGCUAGCAGUUAAAAAUUUUUUCCCAUCGAUAAGAUGCAAACUUCCAGCCACUCUUCGAAUUCUUAAUCUCAGAUCACCUAUUCUCAAAAUUAGCAGUCAGCAGAUCUAACGAUCCAGGGCUCCCACUCAAUGCACAUCCAAUAUUAUAAGAACCUAAACGCCCAAUAAAGAUUUAGUCUUGGAUUAUAACUCGAACUUCUUUCAUUAUUACCUUAAAUCGCUCUGAAAUUGCAAUGAAUUAUGUUAGUGAAGUUUUACUUCUUUUGAAGUCCAAUUUUUUGUUCCUCUUUAUAAAACAUAGCAGUUUGUUUAAUGAAUCAUAUUGUGAAGUGAUCACACGUGAAAUUUAUCCUUCUCAUUUUUUAUUAAAUCCACCUCCGUCAACGUGACAGGUAAGCAAUCAGUAGAUGAAGCAAUAGUAAAGUUCAAAAGCAAAGUUAGUUUCAUAAACCAACGAGUGGUAAUAAGAAUUUAUGUUCUGAUAGAGGUCAGUAUUGGUUAUAUUAGAGCUUUUUACCAUAUUAUAGCAGAGUUUCACGCAGAAAAAUUAAUCAGACCUUCCAACAAGUUUGAGAAUUAUAGCGCAACUAUAUGCAAACCUGUUGGAAUCGAACUCUGA
Messenger RNA from Heterotrigona itama, 703 nucleotides. Lineage: Eukaryota; Metazoa; Arthropoda; Insecta; Hymenoptera; Apidae. The record is from the annotation of a GenBank genome assembly.